Molecule: messenger RNA, 10573 nt
Organism: Zootoca vivipara (common lizard)
Lineage: Eukaryota; Metazoa; Chordata; Lepidosauria; Squamata; Lacertidae
Gene: SLC16A2
Product: solute carrier family 16 member 2
Biological process (GO): transmembrane transport
Molecular function (GO): thyroid hormone transmembrane transporter activity
Source: RefSeq, a predicted model, not a curated record
AGGCAGGCGGCGGCGGCGGCGGAGCAAGAGGAGGAGGCGUGAGGGACCGGCUUGCAAGCGAGCUAGAGCGUUAGCAGCCAAAGCACGAGCGCCGGCGUACUCCUCCUCCUCUUGCCGAUCCGAGGAGCUCGACCGGCGGGCGCGAUGGCACUGCGGAGUCAGGAGCAAGCGCUGUCGGAGAAGGGGGCCCUGGAAGACGAAGGGGAGGAGGGCGAAGGAGGGGAAGCCGCGGCUGGCGGCGCUGUGGUGGCCAGAGGGGGCCCUCUGGGCGCCGCGGCGCAGGGCUUCACGCCCCCCGAAGGAGGCUUCGGCUGGGUGGUGGUCCUGGCCGCCACCUGGUGCAACGGCUCCAUCUUCGGUAUCCACAACUCCUUCGGGAUGCUCUACGUCUUGCUGCAGGACGACGGGGCCGCCGAAGACCCCUCGCUGAAGUUUAAGACAGCCUGGGUUGGAUCCUUGGGCAUGGGGAUGAUAUUCUUCUGCUCUCCUAUUGUGAGCAUCUUCACCGACAGGAUCGGCUGCAGGACGACGGCUGCCUCGGGAGCAGCCAUCGCCUUCAUAGGGCUCUUCUCCAGCUCCUUCACCAAGUCUCUUGAAGUCCGUUAUUUCACUUACGGAAUCCUCUUCGGCUGUGGCAGCUCCUUUGCCUUCCAGCCAUCUCUGGUCAUCCUUGGUCACUACUUCAAGCGGCGCCUAGGCUUGGCUAAUGGCCUGGUGACGGCUGGCAGCUGCGUCUUCUCCAUGGGCCUUCCCUUCCUCUUGAAGAUUGUUGGAAGGGCCAUUGGGCUGGCCCACACUUUCCAAGUUCUCAGCGCCUUUAUGCUCGUCCAGAUCUUCUUGUCCCUAACUUUCCGCCCCAUGUUCCCUUCGACCUCUGACCCCCACGAUGUGGAGCACGUGAAGCUAGACAGCCGGAGCUGGCGGCAGCAGUGUGCAUCGCAGAUGCGGAAGUAUUUCAGCCUGAGGGUCUUCAGGAAAAAGACCUACCGGAUCUGGGCUUUUGGGAUUGCGACUGCCGUUCUGGGGUACUUUGUACCUUACAUGCAUCUGGUGAAGUACGUGGAAGAGGAGUUCAAGGAAACAGAAAGGGCAUGGAUUCUGCUGCUUUGCAUUGGAGCUACAUCAGGGGUUGGGCGUUUGGCUUCAGGGCCAAUAAGUGAUCUCAUCCAUGGGCCAAAGAAGAUUUACCUACAGGUUGCCUCCUUUAUACUCUUGGGUAUAAUGUGCAUGAUGAUCCCACAGUGCCAAGAGUUUUGGGGGGUCAUUAUUGUCUGCCUUUUCCUUGGACUUUGUGAUGGACUCUUCAUAACCAUUAUGGCUCCCAUUGCUUUUGAGCUGGUUGGGCCCAUGCAGGCAUCUCAAGCCAUUGGUUAUCUCUUGGGACUUAUGGCCAUUCCAAUGACAGCAGGUCCCCCAAUUGCAGGAUAUCUCGGUGAACAUUUUCAGAAUUACCACCUCGCCUUCUAUUUUGCUGGCGUUCCUCCCAUUGUUGGGGGUCUGGUUCUGUCUCUUGUUCCUCUGAUUCAUCAAAGACAGCUCAGGAAGAAGCGGCUGGAUUCUGGGAAAGACAAGAUGCUGGUUUCAGAGACCAUUAUGAAUGGAGAGCUUCUCCCUGGUUCUCCAGCCAUGGAGGCCCACAUGUAAAGCCAUCAUUCAAAUCUCCCAGUGCCCUGGUGCACACACUGUCACCACCAGCAUUCUCUGGCACUGUACCUGAGCCCAGCCCUUCCCGAAGAGGAAUCAAGCUUCUUCGAUUGUAGGCAAGGACUGGUCAAGUAAGGACAAUCCUGAUUGGACAGCUUCACCUUUCAAGUUGAUUCUGUUUGGCUCUCUCCCUUGAGAGAAUUCUUGUAGCGCUAUAACUUGUUUGCCCUGCUAUGAUCGUUGGCACAGCAAUGGAUUACACAUAGGAAGGUGUUAAAAGUUUUUAACAUAGAUUUCCUCAGUCCAGCCCCCUCCUCUCCACCACCAAAAUCCUAAAGCCAUGCUUGGAUAUCUUGCCUUGAAAGUGGAGUUUAAUCUCACUGUGAGAUCCUUUGGGAGUUAAUUUUGUAUCAGCCAAAUUCUCAAAAGUCUGAAACACUCAAGGAGGCUAAAAAAGGUAAAUUCUGAAUCAUGUUUUUUUCUUUUGAUUCUGACUCUGAAAUUGUAAGAAAGCGUACUUGGUUUUUCCUAACAGCCUUUUUCAGAUAACUUUUUUUGCCACCUACUUUACUAAAUACAUCCAUCUGUCAAAAGGAUCCCUCUCUGCUUCCUCCAAUUCAACAGUCCCUGUGGCAGAUAUUGCUUCUCUCAAGGUAUGCAGUCCAGUGUUUUCAGAAUAGUGUUCUCCAACCAUUGCCUGAGUGGGUUCCAUUACAUAGGAAAACAGAUUUAACUCUUGAAAGUGUGGGUGGUGAUGUCCAACUCAAUAAUACUUCCAGUUUGGCAAAAUGUAGUUUAUCUCUCUCCAUUAAUAACUCAUUAUCUUCAAAGCCGCCACCCUUCUGACUUGCAGAUUUCAUACAGGACCAGAUUUAGAAUAAUUCUUUUACUAGAAAUAUUGCAUUUGGGCCUCAAGGAGGACUGUUUCAUAGGAAUUGGUAUGUGCAUUUCUCUCCAAGAUUGUUUCGACUAGAGUAGUUUGAGGUUAAUGAAACCUCCCUCCUCUUUGCACAAGGACUUGAGGCAUUCAUUCCAAUGCAGAAUCUGCAACCCAUGUGUGGAAACAGAUUUUCUGCAUGCAGAAUUGUGUUGGGUGCCCAAGAACCCUCUGCGAGUGGGGCUGGGGGGGGGGGAGGACCAGCAGCUUGUUGCCACAUGUGGGUCUUCACAGGCAUCUCCAUUUGGAAGCAUGAAGAUUGGUCUCCUAGGAACAGACUCUUCUUCCUGUGAACAGCAGCCGACAUGUGCACAGGCUUCUGUUAUACUUGGGAGUUCCCUGGAUCAGGGUAAUCUUUGUGUGGCAAAAGUUGUUCCUUAAUCCCCUUGCAAAGGUAGCUAAUCAUCAUGUUUCUUAUGGUUCGGUCUGGGGUCAUUGUUGUAGAAGCUCCCGAAGGCAGCCAGGCAUUUGCCAAAAUAAAAACUUUGCUUUAACCCCAGCUGAGAUUUUGUGUUGGGUCAUGCACUGAUGUCUUUCUGCUUACUCACCUUUGACUUCUCCAUCCAGUGUCACCUACCUCCUGGGAAAGGUCUGUUCGGGUGUUCAUAUGUGGGGGUUCAGUUCCAAGGGUUCUGUGUAUACAUGAAAAUCAUGUAUACUCAAACCCUUGGAGGUGUAAGUGAGUGGUAGGGAGAGGAAGAACCCGUCCAUACUCCCAGAGCCCACGUGCCAAGUGGGCCUUGCCUGGGAAGCAAGGUAGAAAGCUUAGAAGCUGUUUUCUGCCAGGUAAGGCCCUCUCAGCAGGCAAGCUCUGGAAGGUUAAGGAUGCUUGCAUGAGAUCUUGCAGGGACUCAGAUGGCACUGUGAAAUCUUAUGCAAGCAUUCCUGAGCCAGCGCACUGAGCAGGCCUUAGACCUCAAGCAAAGCAGAGCUUAAAAGUUCUUUAUACGCCAGGUAACCCCAAGCAGACCUGGCACAAAGAGUGCCUUUAAAUUCUCUGCCUUGCUUGGAUUUGACUUGCACUAUUUCAGCACGCCUCCCUUCAGCUGCAUAUGGUUGAAAUCACGCCUUUUCAUGUCUGCAUCUUUAUUUCGAGAGUAUGGAAUAAGAUAGAGGGAUAUUAAGUGGACUAGGAUCUGGGUUAACAUCAGCCAUGAAAACUCACUGUAUGUGACCUUGAGCCAGCCACUGUCUCCGAGCCUUACCCAUCUCACAGGGUUGCUGUGAGGCAGCACCUUGAGCUCCUUGGAGAAAAGGUGGAAUAGAUAUAAUGCAAUACUGAUAAAUAAGGAGUGAACAAAACAAAAAUGUUUCUCUCCAACCUGCUUUUUCCUGCUUUUGAACUGGGGAAGGUGAGCUGGGUGUGGAAUAACGUGGGGAAAGCCUAUCAUAAAAAUCAAAGGAAAAACCGGAUCUGGGACACAAUCAGCAUAUUUAGGGCUACAAACAUUGGGCUUAAUGGGCAGGUCAUUCAGUAUGUGGCUGUCUGCUAGGACAAGCUUGCUUGGCUGGGGUGUGCAGGCAGGGUGCAAUCCAUGAUCCCAUACUGCAUAUAGACUCUGCAAGCUGAGCUUCUGCACCACCUGCUUUUUGUCCCGACAUCCUUCUUUUUGCGCCCAGUAGUGUUUGUGAACUGACCUCCUCUGUAGACUGCAAACAAGGUGGUCAGCUUGUGUGGGGACUGUACCACACUCCAGACCUCAGCAGGUGGUCCCAUGAUUGAAUGCCUUUUAAUAUCACAGAUGGGGAAAAUAGAAAAUACAGAUAAGUAUGGUAGAUGUUAAAGGAAGACAAGGCUGGAACUGUAAUUCCUUGACACUUCUUCUGUUUUUCUGUUUUGAAUUAUUUGCUAUCCAUGGGCGUUCAACCCAAAUGAACCUCCUCCGCCCCACCCCACCUUCUGAAAUGGUGCAGUUUACAAUAAAUUCCCCCACCACAAUGAGAGCUGGGACCCAACCAUUAUACCCUUUCUGAGACCUUGUGCUCUGCACACCCACUGUGAUAACAGUCAUAUUUCAGAGAGGUGGGCUGUAUUGAGGGCAGGAAGAGCCUCAAUUCCAGGCACCUGGGAAGCCACAUUUCAUCCACAGUACAGAAUGGAAACAAGCCCCCAGAAACUCCCAGUGGGUUGGUUGUUAUGCCAAGAAUGUAUGUGGCAGAGACAGUAUUAAAUAGUGGGAACCCUUUCUGAAUCUACCAGAACUUGGCAGUGCCUCAGAAGCCUUAUCUCCUUGUCAAGGGACAUUUGUUUAAUGUAGCCACUGAGUGCUGCUGGAUUCAGAAAGCUACUGACAUAUAAAAAGAAAGUCCUUCUUCAUGCAGUGCAUUGUUAAACAAUGGAGUUUUCUCCCACAGGAGGCAGUGAUGGCCGCCAACCUAGAGGAUAGGAUAGGGCUAUCCAUGGCUACUAGCCAUGAGGGCUGUGCUCAGCCUUCACGAUCAGAGGCAGCUCUGCUUCUGAAUACCAGAUUCUGGAAACCCAGGAGGGAGGAUGCUCUUGUGCUCGGGUCCUGGCCUCAUCCAGCAGGGCUCUUAUUAUGUUCUACCGUAUUGCCUCUCUUCUUAAGGUAAUUUACUCAGAGUAUUAGCCAUCUGUAAGUUGCUUGGGCCUCAUCCACUCAACUAACCCAUGGAGGUAUCAAAAUCAAUUGGGUCCUUCCCUAUAAAGACCAUUUAGAGAGUGAGAGAGGAGGGGGAAUCAUGUGUACGCUUCUCCCACCCACCUAGCUGCCCUUUUGUGUUCCAAACUGAUAUUCCUGGAUAUAUUAUGUAUUCACAAGAUAUGCAGGACUUUUAAAAGAGAGAAAAUCUAGUUGUAGUGUAUUGGUUAGGAGACUGAGUUCAGGACUGAGAAGCCCUCCCUUCAGACCUCACCUCAGCCACAAACUCAAUAGCUAGAUAUUAGUCUAAAGCUUUCCCCUUCCCCCAGUCAAUUUGCAAUAUCAGGUCUACCGCCCUGCCUUUCAGGAUUGUUGUAUGAUUUACAAGAUAAUGCAUGUAAGGCACUAUAUAAAUACUUACAAUUAUGCUUUCAAUUUUUAUCAUAUAUUUCCACGAGCAGUCUUUGAACUUUGCUAUGAAUCUUACCCUCCACUUGCUGAAAUAAUCCCCAAACACACAAUAUGCUAGUCUGGGAUCCAAAACAGUAGCUUUAUCCUUGAAGCCAAGCCUGCAGUUCCCCAUGUCAGGGCUGUUUUGAUGUUGCAAAUCUUCAGAGAAAAUGCCCCCCCCCCAUUUUCCUGCCUAGAUCUUGAAGGCAAGAGUCUGGAAGAGGACUGUUUCACUCCUGUUCCUGACCUCUUCUUGCCAGUUUUCUGUGCUUUAUGUUUAAUGACUCUCCCUCAUUAGAUGGAAACAGCUACUGCCUCUGGUCUACUGCCAAAGGUAGAUCAUCGCUGCCCAUAAUAUAUGCCUGUUAGGAUCUGCCAUCAUUGCCACAUCAUAACCACAUGACAGAGGCAGCAUUGUAUAAUGCUAUCUGCAAUCUGUGACUUACGAAAUCCUCACCUGUCUCAGAGAUAAACUGCUGAAAUCAAAGUGAGAGCACAGUGAUGUGUCAUGCAGAAGCAAAGCUGUGAGUAGGUGGUGGGGCUCUGCUGGUGAAUGUGGUGAUCACAUUCAGAUAAGGCAUGUUGGAGCCACGCUUUCUUGGUAGUUUUCACUCUUGAGUCUAUAGCUCUAGGACAGGGGUCAGCAAACUUUUUCAGCAGGGGGCCUGUCCACUGUCCCUCAGACCUUGUGGGGGGCCGGACUAUAUUUUGAAAAAAAUAUAUGAACAAAUUCCUACGCCCCACAAAUAACCCAGAGAUGCAUUUUAAAUAAAAGAACACAUUCUACUCAUGUAAAAACAUGCUGAUUCCUGGACCGUCCGCGGGCCAGAUUUAGAAGGCGAUUGGGCCACAUCCGGCCCCCGGGCCUUAGUUUGGGAACCCCUGCUCUAGGAUGUUCAACAGUCAUGAAAAUAAAAGAGGCGUUUGACUGCCACUGCAGCACUCUGAGAGAUUUAAAUGCCAUCCCCUGAGGAAGAGGAAGAAGAGAAGGUGAAGAAGAUAAAUGGCAUACAUGGUUGUUACCAAGGCUUUCAGUUUUGGGUUGCAAAACUGUGAGAUAUGGGGACAGUUGAUGGUGUGGAGGGAACAGAAAAUUCUAGUUCUAAAUGCUGUGGUGGUUUGCCGAAUGCCAAAGCUGGUGCUAGGAGGCGGUUUUUCCUUCUUUGUGAUGCAAUUUGUCCUCGCAAGAUAAUACUGUGACUGCAAAACACUAGACUGUUGGAGCUGGAGGUGCAGUUUGUGUAAUCCUCUGAUCAACAUCAGUUUGGAAGUCCAAUGAUCACUUCCAUUAAAGUCCCUGGAAGCCUUUUCAGAAGGACCCAUUUUUUAUUAGGAUGAAAUUUCCAUGUGCCUGAGGGGGCAGAGGCUCAGGCAGGGCACAGAGUCGUCCAACAUGGGGAGGAAACAGCCCCACGUGGUGCCCCGUCCCCCGUCUCCAGGUUGAUUAUGCCAACACGCGUUGUCCUCUCCCUUUCCCCUUGCAGAAGAAAAAGCAUCAAGGCUGAAUGUGAAAUGUAGGGUUUUUUUACACAGUGUGAUGCUUCCAUGAGAGAGCCUGUGGUGGAAACAAAUGAAAUUUGUCACCUCAGAGAAAACCCUUCAAAACAAAACGUCUGUGUUUGAUGGAGGCAGGGAAUGGCUGCUGCCUUCACCUCCCGCUCAUGGGUUUCAAGGUGGAAUUUGGCAGACCAAAUUGUUGGUGGGGAAAUGAGCCCUCGGUCUAAUCCUGCUCUUGUGGUCAUACCUUCUUAUCAUACAACAUAGUUUAACACACUACAUAAUUAGUAUGAAGAAUGACCUGCACUAGCAAAGGGUCUCUUCCUAAAGCUAAAAGGCACCCAUCAGAAAGAAGUAGUGGAGCCAAGUGGAUAUGUAUGCCAAGGAUUAUCUACAAAACCAGGCACACUGCCUCCGAUUUUUUAUUACAUUGUGUGUGUGUGUGUUUUCUGAUUACCCCCAUCAGGUGGGAUCUUUAUAUUUACAUCACGGUUUGGGGACCAAAUUCUACCCUGCCCCUCAACGGCAUAGUCUUUACUUAGUAAAGAAAAGUUUUAUUAAGUGCCUCAGAGUAGUAAUUACAGGGGUAAGGAGAGAGUUGAUGGGAAACGACUCUUAACUUAGAUGAGAUGGUGUGCACCUGGAUCUAAAUGGCUCUCACACACCAUCUCUACAAUGGACCAAAUUGCAGUCCCAGCUUUAGCAAAUUCAAACUCAUUUCUUGCUUUUGCUCCCUGUUUCAUCGCUUUCUUAGUUGUUUCUGUCGUGGGUGGAUUUAAAAAAAUUUUUCCAGACCUGGGCUUUAAUUCUCCACUGCAGUGCAUCUACAGAAUUGCUGGUGUGCAGAUUUGUUGGGAGUUUUGAAAAGCAAUGGGAAGGCCUCCCAAGUCUAGCCCUAGAAAUGUUUCUGCUGGAGGGGAAAAUCAAGAUGGAAAGAUGGAGCUGAAUGUUACUUCAGUGCUGGUACUCCACUGCAUCUGAAGCAGCAUGGUAGUUUGGUGCAGCUAGGACAAACUGUAGCUUACACCAACCAAUGGGGAAUGCCCAGCAUGCUUAGGAUGAAUAGCCACGAGCUGUCCCAAUAUUUGUCACUUGGGGCUUCCAUCUCACUUCCUAACAAUAGAGCUGGUCAUGCUAAGGGGUAGAGGUUGAAGGAGCCUUGAUCUUCUCACUGAUGAAUCUGCUUGCCUCCCUGAAAACACUUGAUUUCAUGUCUCAGUGAAGCCCCAAUACAACACAUGAGCUUGCCUUCCCCCUAGUCAGUGGGAGUCUCUGCAUGUACAAUGUGAGAUCAAAACCAGCCUUAAGGACUGUGCAAUAUCAGAAAGAAAACAGCUGCACAGAUUGUUUUUUAUUCCCAACUUGUGUUGAUACACAAUAUUUUUUUCGGAGGAGCAGGGAAUCUUAUAUGCAAAUGCAAACAAACAAAAAUACCCAGUAUAUACCCUGUUUUAAUUGAAAUUGUUGGCAUUAUUCAUUACUAGUGGUUUUAUUCUUUGUUGAGGCUCAGCAAUUUAGGGCUCCCCAUAAGGGUGGGAAUGCUGAGUGUGCAUGUUCAUACAAUAUACCGGUAAACAGAAUAUAUAAAAUAUUCUGAUAUUGUAAUAGGAUAAAAAUUAUAUCCUCUGAAAAUUAAGUAUUUGGAAAGCACCUGAAAAACAUAUUCAAAAGUUUGCUUCUUUAAAAAAAAAUGGAAGAAAAUCUUUAUAUUUUGCUUCUGAAAGACUUGCCUCCAACAGGAGAAAAGUCAACACUUACUCCCUUUGCAGUCCCUUCUUUUGGUAUGUUCAGCCUGUGCCAUCAGUCCACAAAGCUAUUAACCUUUCCCCUUGGUCCCUUCACCUUCCAGAGUUGAAGCUUAAGGCACAAGUAAGCUCCAAUAUCUUUCAUUUCCCAUAAGCUAUUCUCAGAGAGAAUCAAGGGAGCAGGCAGGAUGUAACAUCGAACUUGCAAUCACAUCAACUGGUGGGGGCAGGGAGCCAUUUUUGUUGGUGCUCUAAAACACAAGGUGGCGAGAUUUACCCUCCACAGUUUCAAAACUGUUGUGUCUGGGAGACCAGAUUCCAUUGCCGCAAGUUGAAGUUUUGCUUUUGAUGUUAAUGGCAUCUUUAGGGUGGGGGUGGGGGUCUCAUUGUGACUGCAGCAGGGAAGGAAAGGGCUCCCCAACGAAAACCUCUCCUGUUCACACACACAUGCACACAAACCUGCCAGUGAUGUGUUUAAAAUCAUGGUCUGUUUUGGCACUGAGACAAACUCCAAAUCAUCAACUUUCUUUGAUGGCGACUUCCCUCCAUACUGUGUUAUGGCCUUGUUUCUCUGGGUACCAUAUUGUUUUUGCAAGUGUUUUUUUCUGGGUACCAUGUUGAGUUCUUAUAGAGUAAGUCAGUGGAGAAUUAGCACCCCCUGCCACCCAUUCAGAGACUGCAACUGCAGCUCUCUUGCUCCCUUGUGCCUUUUAUGUCAUUUGUGUCGAAGCAAGAGAACCACACUGUCCUACUGUUUCUAUAUUGCACCCUGGUUAUUUAAUUUAGAUCCUCAUACUCUUGCAUGAAAUAAAACGUUGGCCAAGGAAAAGGCUGCUACCAUCUGUUGCUCCAUAGCUUGCCAGCAGUCUGCUUAGCCACGCUUUUGCUUUCCUUAUGUUUUUUUUAAAAAAUCCAUAUCAGCAUUUCCACAUUAUUAUUACUAUUAUUAUUAGUCUCCUGCUCAACAUUCUAGAUGAGAGCCUUGCACAAUGGAAUGAAAUGCCAACUCUCAAUAGCCAUCUGCAGGAAAUGUGGGGACCAGCCACUUGCAGAUUUAAUCUUAGCUUAUUUGUCUGCCUUUGAUGGUGGUUAGGACUGGUAUGAACUAAGAGUGUCCUGUAUUCUCAUUCAACCUGUGUGACAUGCAUAUUAUUAUUAUUGUUAUUAUUAUUAAUUAUUAUUGUAAUAAUUAAAAAUAUCAAUAAGAUUUCCUAGCGGAUUGUUUUCUACGUAGAUGUCUAAACUGUAUGUAUAAAGAUUUUAAAUUUUUGCUGCUGUUGCAUUUUUUCCAAAGUCCCCCCCCCCCGUUUGUCUCCAAAUUCUCUGCCUGCCAAGACAAUCGUAUAAAUCAAAUGUUAAGUGUAUUGUACUGCAUUAUGCUAAAGGAAUGAAAUGUUUUUGUACAGGGUUUUUUUCCCCUUUUAUGUACAGUAGUUGUUGUGUUGACAGGGAGGAGAGUCGUCGUACUAGUCUGAGAUCUUUGUUUCUGAUCAUCACAAUUCACAGCUGGAUUGAAAUUGUGUUUCUUUGGUAAGAGUUUGCCCUUUUGUCUGAGUCCAUCCACAUUCUUCUGACUUUGAAAUAACCAACUUUGCCUCAACCCCGGACUUUUGCCUGAUGUGCACAGUAAAUCAAGUUACUUAAGAAGAAAUGCAAUGUUUCACCACUUCGCAACUGAUCUUCCCAGUGUAUCGAAAGUC